CUGUGUCCUCUGUGUUCACUGGCACCAGACUGGCACUCACUGCUCUGUCGCUGUGAGCACGGCCCUCCUCUCCCCUUCUCUCUGCAGCGUGGACCAAAGACCUCAGAUCGUUUCCUGCAUUUUCUGCAGCUCCCUCUUGUUUUCAGUGGACUUUUAUUUAUUUUUUUUGGUGGAAGAACCAGGGUUGUAGACGUACCUCCAGAAUAGAUUUUUUCUUUUGCUUCUAAGAGUUGUGUCAAUCUUCCAAGAUGGCACCGUUGAAGAGUUGGGUAUUGGGACUCCUGCUGGUGCUCCUGUGCUCAUCCCAGCUGCCACUCUCGGGGGUAGUUAGUGCCCAGAACGUGGCCGAAGCAGAGGCCGACCUCUUUGCCAGAAACGAUGAGGUUGUGGCAGAGGAGGGCGACACCACUGAGGGCGAUGGUGGUGCUAUUGAGGAAGAUGAAGAGGUAGAAGGAGAGGAAGGUGAAGAAGAAUCAGACGAUGAGGAAGAGGAGGCAGCUGAAGGAGAAGAAGAUGAUGAGGCUGCAGAUGAGGAAGAGGAGGAUGAUACCGAAGAAGAGGAGGAUGAUGAGGUGGCAGCCGAGGAAGAGGAUGAUGAUGAUGAGGAGGAGGAGGAGGAGGAGGAGGAGGAAGAUGAUGAGGAAGAUGAGGAAGAGGCUGCAGAUGAGGAAGAGGAGGCUGCUGAAGAGGAGGAGGGGGAUGAUGAUGAUGAUGAGGAGGAGGAGGAGGCUGCAGAUGAGGAAGAGGAGGCUGCUGAAGAGGAGGAGGGGGAUGAUGAUGAUGAUGAUGAAGAGGAGGAGGAGGCUGCUGAAGUGGAGGAGGGGGAGGAUGAUGAUGAUGAUGAUGAGGAGGAGGAGGCUAAUGCUGAAGAGGUAGCAGCUGAGGAGGAUGAUGAUGAAGAGGAUGAAGAUGAGGAGGAUGAAGAGGAGGCUGCUGAAGAGGAGGAGGGGGAUGACGACGACGAUGAUGAGCAGGAGGAAGAGGCAGCAGCUGAGGAGGUAGCAGCUGAGGAGGAUGAUGACGAGGAGGAUGAAGAUGAGGAGGAUGAAGAGGAGGCCGCAGAUGAGGAUGUUACAGCAGAAGAAGAGGAUGCUGAGGAAGACGAGGCAACCGAAGGAGAGGAGGUAGCUGCGGAAGAGGACGAUGAUGAUGCUGAAGAAGAUGAGGAGGAAGAGGAUGAUGAUGAUGAGCAUGAGGACGUCGCAGCAGAGGCCCAGGAGGACGCCGUGUCCGACUUGCUGCAUUUCCGCUCUGGCUCUUUGUGCAGCGUGUGCUCCAUCUGCCAGCACUGCUCCAGUGGCUGCGAGAAGUGCCCAUGUGAGGAGGGAGACGAGUCGGACCACUGCGAGCACUGUCAGGGAUGCUCGUCCUGCUACCUCUGCCCCAUCCUGUGCGACACCAUUUGCUCUCCAGGCGGCCUUGUGGACGAGCUGACUGGGUCCCUCUUUCAGUGAGUGUUGACGGGGGAGAAUGAGGUCAGUUGCUCGGCCAAACACGGGCGGAUGGUGGCCGUUCCCGCUGGAUGGUUUUCAGACGCGGCUCUGUGUUGUGCCAAGAGAAACGUGUUCUCCAUUGCUUCCCGGUGA
Messenger RNA from Pleuronectes platessa (European plaice), 1586 nucleotides. RefSeq lists its product as uncharacterized. Lineage: Eukaryota; Metazoa; Chordata; Actinopteri; Pleuronectiformes; Pleuronectidae. The record is from RefSeq and is a predicted model, not a curated record. The transcript is spliced from 6 exons. Gene Ontology annotation, molecular function: calcium ion binding.